AUGACGGGUGUCCGCCGUUCGCAAAGAUGCGAGAACUGCAGAGCAAGGAAAAUCAAGCAUCGCUACCUGGACAACGAGCAACUGACGGUGAUUCAACAGUGUGACCAAAAUUGGCCGAGAUGUGGGCAUUGCAAGCGGACGAAUCGAGUCUGUUCUGGACCCUCGCCAUUGACAAAGUUUGUCGACCAAAGCAACGACCUGCAGUUGCAGUCCGACAUCAGCUGCAAAUCCCAAACUGCUCCUAUCGGCUCAGGCUCUGAAACAGAGGUCGCCAUCCUCGUCAAUCAUCACCCGUUGAGGCCAUUCAACGACGGGUCCGCUUCAUAUGGCGUGUUUCGUCUAGAGGCGCCCUGUCUCGAGAUACCUCGCGCCAGACUCACCACUUCCGCUGACCGAGUGUCUGCCAGGCUUGCGGGUCUCCUAGAACGAGGUUCUGAAGCUGGCGUACGUACACAAAUGAGCUAUCUCCCUUUCUUGCCUCAGAGGCUAUCGCGCAGCGCUUGCUUGCGCGAUUGUACAGGCCUUUUCUGCUAUGCUUGGAAUGGAUACCGGCGUCGGGAGCCAGUCUCGAAGCUUCUUCUAACGAGCCAUUACACCAAGGCGAUACGAAGCUUGCAACUUGCGAUAAAUGGAGGGCAGGCAUACGAAGUCGAGACUCUUGGUGCAAUGGCUCUUUUGGAACGUGCCAGUUUCUUGUUUGGAGAAAGUCAACCCCAAAGCGCCUUGGCUCAUAGACGUGCAAUACGUCACGUCCUUCAAGCAAAAGGAAGUCCGACCAUUGGGGAUCAACUUGAUGUUGCUCUCACCUACGAAAACCAAUGGCUCAAGGCACUGCCAGCAGUGACUAAUCCGUCCGACAAAGAUGUCCCUUUAGAUCCAGGUUGGCUUGAGGUUAUUGAGAAAUUUCAGAGCGAGCCUCCAGUGGCUGUCGAAUUCUCUUGCUUUUCUGGAGAAUUUUCUUCCAUCAAAGAAGCUGCGGGCAAGAUGAUUCCUUGGAUUGGAGACAUUGGGCAGAUCUUGGGCAGCCCAGCCACGAUGGAGGGUCUCAAGGAGACCUUAGUCCAAGAUCUUUCCCGUCAUGGGAAAGUCCUCGAAGCUGUCACCAUCAGAGUUUUAAACAGGGGUCUGGUCCAGGGUUCAAUAAUUGAGAUGCCUGACUUGGCCUUUUUUGCAGGUCGCAAGUAUGAAUUUGCGUCCGUUGCUUUGGCUCGCUACUUUGCGGAAUUGCUCGCCUUGCGAAGGGGCAUUUUCAGGAUAGCCAAUGACUUGAUUGCGCUAUACGGACCUCCAGACGAGGGUAUUCUUGAAAAAUUCCGAGAGCUGUCCAUCCAGCAAUGGAUGAUCUUUCCAUAUCUCUCAGAGAUGAACGCAGUGUCGCAGCACUUUCUUACACCGUGUAUGAAACCGUCUCUCGAGGUGGCUAGUGGCUUCGAAAACGAAUUUCUGGUAAAUUUGUUAUCAUCUGCAAACAGACAUCAUAAUGAAGUUGGGAAUUGA
This is a messenger RNA of Clonostachys solani, 1497 nucleotides long. Lineage: Eukaryota; Fungi; Ascomycota; Sordariomycetes; Hypocreales; Bionectriaceae. The record is from the annotation of a GenBank genome assembly.